UAUUUCAACGUCACGUUCCCCGGAGAGUAUGUCGCACAGGUCGAGAUCAACAGGCCGGAGAAGAUGAAUGCCUUCAACGAAACUAUGUGGAAGGGUAUUGGCCACAUCUUUGAACGCCUAUCCCACGACCAAGACGUACGCUGCGUGAUCUUGACCAGCGCAGGCGACAAGGCCUUCUCGGCAGGUCUCGACGUGCAAUCGGCAUCGGAGAGCGGAGUCUUGUCAGGGAACAGUGGACUCGAUGCUGCAAGAGUAGCACAGCGCCUUCGCCACCACAUUGACGAGUUCCAAGCAAGCAUCAGCCAGAUUGAGAAAUGCGAGAAGCGUGAGUCGCACCAUACCGUCCAGCCNGUGAUCGCUGUGCUACAUGGAGUCUCGUUUGGCCUGGCACUAGACAUGACCCUCUGCGCCGACAUUCGCAUCUGCGUGUCUACCACCCGAUUUGCAGUCAAGGAAGUCGACAUCGGACUUGCAGCAGACAUUGGCACUCUGUCUCGUCUGCCCAAAGCCAACGUUCCCAUGUCAUUCAUCAAAGACGUUGCUCUGACAGCAAGAAUAUUCACUGCAAAGGAGGCUCUUACUGUUGGAAUUGUGUCUGCUGUCUUUGACACCAAGGCCGAGGCUCUGGCAGCAGCAGUCGAGAAAGCGAAGCUGAUUACCAGCAAAAGUCCAGUGGCUGUCAUGGGCACGAAAGAAGUCUUGAACUACUCGAGGGACCACUCGGUGCAGGAUGGCUUGAGAUAUGUGUCAGUCUGGAACGCAGCAUAUUGCAAUACUUCAGACGUGACCGACUCGUUGACAGCAGGCAUAAAGAAAACGAAGCCUGUGUAUGCGAAGCUCUAA
Aureobasidium uvarum is the source of this 843-nucleotide messenger RNA. The record is from the annotation of a GenBank genome assembly. NCBI's taxonomy places the organism in Eukaryota, Fungi, Ascomycota, Dothideomycetes, Dothideales, Saccotheciaceae.